This is a messenger RNA of Panonychus citri (citrus red mite), 2442 nucleotides long. RefSeq lists its product as uncharacterized. The transcript is spliced from 5 exons. Gene Ontology annotation, molecular function: GTPase activity; GTP binding. The record is from RefSeq and is a predicted model, not a curated record. The coding region runs from base 929 to 1534 and encodes 201 amino acids. NCBI's taxonomy places the organism in Eukaryota, Metazoa, Arthropoda, Arachnida, Trombidiformes, Tetranychidae.
UUCAAAGUGAAAACUGUUUCUAUUAAUCAUUUUACCUAAUUAACGGAUUUUCCAUCUUAAUUGUGUCUCUUAUCCAUUUAUCCUUCUAAUCCAAAUGAUGUUCAAUUUAAUCGUGCCAAGGAUUAUCUGUUUUCCAAAGGUACGUAUAAAAAAGGAUGGGUCAUCACUCGCCUCCCACCAUCUCAAAGUUUAUCCACAUUACCGGUUACCGGUUUACAAGGUCAAAUGGAAAAGGAAGAUGCAUCUCUCAUCUCUCUUUUCUUAUGAUACAUUUUAGCUCAUCUUUUUGUUUGUUUUUUUGGAACCAAGGAUUUACUUGAUUCCAUUAUUUUUGCGCCGAUUAAUUUUGUCCAAGAAGUUGAGAAAUAGGAAGAUGAUUUGAUCUCUAAGUAAUUCAGCUGAUAAUCGUUUGUUUCCCAUGUUAAUUAGAUUAACUCUCGGCCGAUAAUUGAGAAAGAUUCAACUUUCAACAAAAAAUCAAACUGUAAAAAGCUUUAUAUCUUUACUAUUUUAUCAAAAAAAAGAUUUUCUUUGUAAAUAUUUAAAAUCAAUUCUAAUUUGGAUCAAUUUGAAGCAAAAACACAAUCAUCUGUGCAAAUUUCCAACUGAUUCCAACAGUUGGCCCCAAGAUUUGCUUUAAAUCUAUUGCAGUUAUCAUAAUGGUGACACUUUAACUUAAGUGGUUCCAGGGGUCGGACUAAUGAAGUGCAAAAAAGGCCUUAAGGUGGAGUCCUUGGUCCUUGUGGAAGUUAAUCUACCUCCAAGAAAGAUUAUUGAUCAGUAACUGGUGUUGGCCAUUAAUACAAUUGUCAUCAAAUUUAAAAGUUCAGCGUUUUUUUUGGAAAAUAUUUCUUAUUCGUCUCAUUCUAAAAUCUUUGUUUUAAUUAAUAAUUGUUGUCAUCUAAUUGUGAUUUUCAAAUAGCCGAUAAUGAGCAAAGAUAUCAAGAUAACUGCUAUUGGACACAGUGGCGCUGGUAAAACCUGUUUUAUGACGCAGGAGCGAUUUCAUACUUUUCCAUCCGAGACCAUAACUGACAUCGGUGUCGAUUUCGUUAGAUUAAAGUAUUCAAAAGACGGAAAGCAAUAUAAUGUCCAAUUAUGGGAUACUGCUGGUCAGGAAAGGUUCCGAUCAAUACCUAAGACUCUAUACCAAUCAGCUCAUGGAAUUCUUUACUUUUACGAUAUCACGAAAAGGAAGAGUUUAGAGGCUCUCGAAAAAGUUUGGCACGAAGAGGUAAUGAUCUAUUCUAACCGAAAAGAGCUGAUUAAAGUUGUUGUUGGAAAUAAAAGCGACCUAGAAGACAAACGACAAGUAUCAAGAGAGGAAGGACAACGAAUGGCCACCAAACUCUCAGCUUCAUUCUUCGAGACAAGUGCUAAGAACGGGAAAAAUGUCUCUCGUGCUAUUUACGAUUGUUUCGAAAGAGUAGUGGUAACUGCUGAACAUCAAGAGGAAAUCGCUCCAGAAAGGUCGAGUGAAAUUAUCAAUUUGACAGAAACCGAACCAAAAGACUGGUCAUGUUGUCCUUGUUGAAUCAGUUUGAAAUUAAUCACACAAUUUAAUUGAAAUCAAUGCUUUCUUUUCAUUCAUUAAUAGCAUCGAGUAAUAAGAUAAUUUUAUUGAGGAAUCAUUGAUUUCACUCCAUCACAAUCAGACUUGAUAGGGAAAGAAGAAGAUGAAGAAAAAGAAAUCAAGUUUAUUGUAUCUUCUUUGGUUCGUAAUUAUAUCAAAUGAUGACACUUAAUUUGUUUAUUUGUUUAAUUAUUUAAAUAAUGAAGAUGUUUCUGAGAAAUUGAUUCACCCAAUUAGUGAUUGUCUUACAAAUCUGUAUCAUACCAUUGGUCAUUAAUGGGUCAAAAGUAACUGUUGACUCCAUGUUUGGAUUUGUUGAAUAAUGUCCUGUUCUUAUUAAUGUAGUGGUCAUCAAAUGCAAAGAGUAAUAGUUAUUACUCUUUGAUCAAAUGACCAGAAUUACCUACUGGUCCACCUCCAGUGGUGUAAUGAUUUGAUCGAGAUAAAGUUGAAUGGACUGAAGCUGAACCCGAAUUUAGGAUUGCCUGAUGAAUUCGAUUGAUUCAAGAUCUAGAAAUUGAUGAAUUUCUAAACUUGCACCAGAAAUUUUUUAAUUGGAUUUCGAACUCCCAGUUCCAAGUGACUUUUGCGAUAAACGUUUUUUUUCUUCUACAAUUUUCAUUUUUGACAACGUUUAUGGAGAAAAGCUCAAAUGCUAAAAAAUUAAAUUGUUGACCAAAUUAUCACUAAUACGAAUCAAUAGACUAAUGCCUUUACCAUUGAUUAAACCUCAUAAUAUUGUUGAAUUUUUGGAAAAAAUAAUAACUGAUGCCGAUUGUGAUGAAAUGGAAAAGUUAUGAGAAUAUUUUUAUGAUAACUUUUAUAAAACUGAUGUAAGGUUUGAAUUAUCGCUAUGGAACACAGCUAAU